Molecule: messenger RNA, 2031 nt
Organism: Penicillium verhagenii
Lineage: Eukaryota; Fungi; Ascomycota; Eurotiomycetes; Eurotiales; Aspergillaceae
Exons: 3
Coding region: 1-2031 (676 amino acids)
Biological process (GO): intracellular signal transduction; mitotic cell cycle
Cellular component (GO): nucleus; cytoplasm
Molecular function (GO): histone H3T3 kinase activity
Source: RefSeq, a predicted model, not a curated record
AUGGCAACACGGUCGCCCUCGCCACAGUGUCACGCGACACCCACACAACCCCGGAAACCUUCCACCAGAACAGUCGCUCAACGAAAAGUUUACGGCAAGAAGAGGAACAAUGCCCCCAGAGCAGUAUUCGAUCCAAAGAGUCCAGCAAGAGCUGUUACUCGCUUUCAACAACCGAAUGACGGGGUAGAAGCCAUCCAGGCCAAGUUGGCCGAGGUGUCCAUCGAGGACAAGCCAGUUUCUGUCCAGGAGGCCAUAAUUCCACCACCAACCAAAAUUCCAGACGAACAAACCAAAAACCUGAAGAUUAAACACGAUGGACCGACAAGCCAGCCUUCUCCGAGACCUGUGCGCAACCCAGUCAAGAAGCCCUCCGCCGAGGCCCCCGAGAAAAAGAAAUACCAGACGAUGUUGGAGGUACGAAUUGAUAACCGCGAGAGACAACCAGCGAGCACGAGAGCCAACGGAAAGACUGAAGUGAAGGCUGAAGUGAAGGCUGAAGAGAAGACCGAAGAGAAGGCCGCAGAGAGAGCCGAAGAGAAGACCGAAGAUAAGACCGAAGCUCUACCAUCAAGGGAAAGAACAGCACGGAAGAAGACACCUGCACCACGAAGAUCCUCGGGGUAUGUCCACGACGCCAAGGCCAACGCCUACGUUCGACCCAUUCUUAACGAAGCAUUAUCACCGCUAUCAUCACAAGACAUCCAAAGAUUCGGCACCUGGGCCUCACGUUCCGCCACCAUGUUUCAUGUCGCGAAGCUAGCAGAAGGAUCAUAUGGAGAGGUUUACAAAUUACAUUUACGCGAAGAAGGCAGUCGACCGGCAGUUUCAAAGUCCAAAUUGGCGAAACUAAGUGCGUACGGAGACGGGGUGUUCAAAGUGGUACCACUGAAUGCGAAGAGUGGCCCAGGCUCCAAGAAAUUCACCAGCAUCGACGAGAUCGUCUCGGAAGUGAAGAUGCUCAAGUACCUAGAUCCCAUCCCCGGAUUUGCCCGAUUCCGAGAGAUUCACGUCGUGCAGGGUCGCUUCCCGGAGUCUUUCCAGACUGCCUGGGACCACUACAAGAAGACCAAGGAUGACUGUAUGAACCCGAACCCGGCGAAUAAGAAGGCGUAUCCGGAAACUCAAUUAUGGGCGAUCAUUGAGAUGGAUGAUGCGGGGUGCGAAUUGGAGAAAUUCAGCUGGUCGUCUAUCUUCCAGAUCUAUGACAUUUUCUGGGGCGUCGCGAUGGCUUUGGCUCGUGCGGAGGAGUAUGCUCUAUUUGAGCACCGUGAUCUUCACUUGGGAAACGUCUGUAUUCGAUCUACCCGGCCAGAUGGUUCGAUGCACUCACCCACAGAUAUGGAGAUUGCUCGCCAGCAGUCUCCCAGUGGAUUCGGGAUCAGUACCCUAGAGACGACUAUUAUCGAUUACUCCCUCUCUCGAGCCGACCUACGCUUAGCAGAUCUCCCUGAUGACCCAGAGGGCAUUAUUGAGAAUGCCUCCUCAGACUUGGAUAAAAAGCAAAUUUUCGAUGCCAUUGGCCAAGACGAGGACGAGAUUUUGCUGAGAGACACUUAUAGACAUAUGCGCGCAACCGUCUAUACGGGAAACCCAUCCCAAACCGAGAAGACACCUGACAUCCCCGGAAUCUGGGCAGAGUAUGCACCGCGUACCAACCUAGUCUGGUUACUUUUCAUCUUGAAGAACCUAUUGAAGAACAGAAAGCCCGAAGCUCCCCAGCCUGCAUCAGCGCCGCCGCAACGGAAGGCCUUGGCCCCUUGCUCUCCCAACCGGGGUGUUGAAAGACAAUCAGUCACGGGCAAAGCGACCAAGCAAAAAGACCCAAGUGUGACUGGAGCUAUUAUAAAAGAACGGCAGACCAAGGAUCUGCAAACUGGCAUAGCACAGCUCAAGAAAACCCUCGAAGAUAGACUCGGUGCUGUGCUCAAUCUUUUGGACCUGGAAGAUGGUCAUGAGGAUAUGUGUUGUGCGGCUGAUCUGGUUGCUUACGCCAUGGACUCACAAUGGCUGGCUGAACAAGACUUUUUCUAA